AUGAACUGCGUCCUGGAAGGAAACUCUAUAAAAGCAUUUGGGAAGGCUAUUCAUGCCCUGUCCCGGGUUGGAGAUGAGCUGUGGUUGGAUCCAACGGUCAAAGGGCUGGCCCUGAGAUCAGUGAAUUCUGCUCAUUCUGCAUACGCCUGCUUCCUCUUCUCGCCGCUCUUCUUCCAGCAGUACAAUCUGGAUUCAGUCAGGGAGCAGGACAGUGGACCAAUCAAAUGCAAGCUAGUCAUGAAGUCUGUGCUGCCACUUUUCCGUUGUUCGACUUCUAUUGAGCACAGUGUGAAACGAUGUCAGAUAUCAGUCAGCACUGGCAGUGACCAAGUGAUCGUUCAGUUUUUCUGCAGACAUGGCAUAACAAAAACCUACAAUGUGCGUUUCCUGGAAAGUGAGGCGCUGCAGGCAGUGUUUGCCUCACACCUCUGUCCCAAUGUGCUGAAAUCUCCUGCCAGGCUUCUAGGCGAUAUGGUGAUGCAUUUCCACGCGUCUCAGGAGGAAGUCACUCUGUCGAUGUCCGCCCUGAAAGUCAGUCUGAGAAAUUACAACGAGGGGAGAAAUGAUCACAUGAAGAUGAUGCACACUGAGAUGUCCUUACACCCAGACGAGUUUGACUACUUUCAAGCCGGAGUGGACUCGGACAUAACCUUCUGUCUGAAGGAGCUGAGGGGGUUACUGUGUUUUGCGGAGUCACAUUGCCUUCCGGUGUCGGUUCACUUUGGCACUCCAGGAAAGCCUGUGUGCUUCUCUGUGGAGGACAUGGUCCUUGAGGCCACUGUGGUGCUGGCUACGCUGGCUGACUUUGAAAGCAGAGGCCCCUCACAGCCUACAGAGACCCCAGCCCCGACUACACACAGCUGUGCAGAUGCAGCUGCUCUGCCUGUGGGUAUACAUGAGACUCAGAGCAACAACCUCCAAGUUCUUCCUGAUGUAACAGAGCUUGUUGAAUCCAGCCAAGACAGCCCUAUAACCUACCCACCUGUUCUGAUGCAACUCCAAUGCCAGGGCGACAGUGCUUGUGCUGGAAUGACCCCACCUUCCAGCAUGAUCUGCUCCCUGCUGUUCAAGACCUUGUCCUCAGAACCUGGUGAUGACGAUGAUGAUGGUGCUCCCAGACUACCUGUCCUGGCAUAUUUCAGUGAUGAGGAAGACUAUCCGAGAAGCCCGUCACUCUGAGGGAAUAGCAGUCACUAAUUAACAAUAUUCUUCUCUAAAUAGUUAUCAAAGUGUUAAUCUCUCCAGGAUAGUUUUUAUUAAAUAUUGUUUAUUGUUAAAAUGUUUUUUUCCAGUUACUGUUCAUUGGAACAAUAUACCAUCCAUGUUGUCUGUCAAUAAAAAUGUGCCAUCUCGGAAGAUGCCACACCCAUCUGAUGGUAACUGGCACGCAUUGUGUCUGAGGAAUGUGGUAGCACAAACAAAAU
Molecule: messenger RNA, 1424 nt
Organism: Pelmatolapia mariae (spotted tilapia)
Lineage: Eukaryota; Metazoa; Chordata; Actinopteri; Cichliformes; Cichlidae
Gene: rad9b
Product: RAD9 checkpoint clamp component B
Exons: 11
Coding region: 1-1179 (392 amino acids)
Biological process (GO): DNA replication checkpoint signaling; DNA repair; mitotic intra-S DNA damage checkpoint signaling
Cellular component (GO): checkpoint clamp complex
Source: RefSeq, a predicted model, not a curated record